Tigriopus californicus is the source of this 1688-nucleotide messenger RNA. It is a transcript of the gene Prp31, whose product is annotated as U4/U6 small nuclear ribonucleoprotein Prp31-like. The coding region runs from base 60 to 1601 and encodes 513 amino acids. Gene Ontology annotation, cellular component: U4 snRNP; U4/U6 x U5 tri-snRNP complex; precatalytic spliceosome. Lineage: Eukaryota; Metazoa; Arthropoda; Copepoda; Harpacticoida; Harpacticidae. Gene Ontology annotation, biological process: spliceosomal tri-snRNP complex assembly; mRNA splicing, via spliceosome. The transcript is spliced from 4 exons. The record is from RefSeq and is a predicted model, not a curated record.
UUUGACAACUCACAACGUUGAUCAAUCAAUCAUUCGGUGAGUUGCAAUCCAGAACCAAGAUGUCCUUAGCCGACGAAUUACUAGCCGAUUUGGAGGAGGAAUCCUACCCGGAGGAGGAUUCCGAGACCGGACCCGUGCUUCCGGGCGAUGAAGACAGCAUGGAGCAAGGAUCGAGCGGCGCACUCACCGCGGCUCAAUCCCGUGGUUUUGAUGCGAGCAUGUCCGAAGAUGUGGGGACCAAGUUAACGCUCAAGUCGAUCGCGCGAUUGGUGAGUUCGCAUGAUUACGUGGAUAUCAUGAGUCACAUCAAGGCCUCACAAGACCGAGAAUUGACCGCUCAUUUGUUCGCCGGACCCGUGGAAGCUAAUCCCGAAUAUCAGUUCAUCGUGCGAGCCAAUGACAUUGCGGCCAAAAUCGAUGACGAAAUCGGCGAAAUCUACAAAUUUGCGAAGGAUAUCUACUCGAAGCGAUUUCCGGAGCUAGAGACAUUGGUGGGACCGCCUUUGGAUUACUUAGUGACAGCCAAAGAGCUCCAGAACAACAUCCUCAAGGCCAAGAACGUGAAAUACUUGGAGCAAAUCCUCAACCCGGCCACAAUUAUGGUUGUGUCAGUCACAGCCUCCACCACUCAAGGAAAAGACUUGGAGGAAUCGGAACUGAAAGAAUUGGAUGCGGCUUGCGAUAUGGCCCUACAGUUGAGCGAGGCCAAGGCUAGCAUCUUGGCCUUUGUCGAGAGUUGUAUGACGUUUAUUGCACCUAACUUAUCAGUGAUUGUGGGCGCCUCCAUCGCAGCCAAACUAAUGGGUGCGGCCGGUGGAUUGACACCCCUUUCCAAAAUGCCCUCAGGUUACAUCGCUUUGUUAGGCCAACAGAAAAAGAGUCUCAAUGGAUUCUCGCAACGAACCACCCUUCCACACACUGGAUUCAUUUUCUCCUCACAAUUGGUCCAAAAUGUCCCACCGGAUGUGCGCCGGAAAGUGGCCCGUGUGGUGGCUGAUAAAUGUACUUUGGCUGCCAGGGUAGAUGCUUGCCACGAAUCCGCCGAGGGGAAGAUCGGUCAUAAUUUCUUGCUGGAGAUUGAGCGUAAAAUUGACAAGUUUCUCGAGCCGCCUCCCGUGAAAGCCAUCAAGGCCUUGCCCACUCCCAUUGAAGCGCCUAAGAAGAAGCGAGGCGGACGGCGGGUUCGCAAUCAGAAAGAACGAUAUGCGGUCACCGAGUUAAGAAAGCAAGCUAAUCGGAUGAACUUUGGAGAGCUCGAAGAGGAUGUCUAUCAAGAUGAUUUGGGCUACUCGCGAGGCAAUAUUGGCAAAGGCAGUGUGGGGGCUGGGCUCCGGAUGGCUCAGAUUGAUGAGCGGACCAAGGUUAGGAUCUCUCAAACGCUUAAACGGAACCUCCAGAAGCAACAAGCUACUUGGGGCGGAACCACGUCGAUCAAGAAGCAAAUCUCGGGCACGGCAUCCAGCGUGGCAUUUACGCCCUUGCAAGGACUCGAGAUCGUGAAUCCUAGUGCGGCUGAGAACAAAGAUGAUUCGAAUCAAAAGUAUUUUUCCACUUCUGCCGCAUUUGUCAAAGUUCAAACCCCUGCCCCCAAAACCACUUGAAUACCGUUCGAAUGAUGUUCUCUUUUAUUAUUAUCAUUUCUAACGAGUUUUACAAUUUUCAAAAUAACAUUGGGCCAACUCCAUUGA